Messenger RNA from Thamnophis sirtalis, 198 nucleotides. NCBI's taxonomy places the organism in Eukaryota, Metazoa, Chordata, Lepidosauria, Squamata, Natricidae. The record is from RefSeq and is a predicted model, not a curated record.
GUUGAUUAUGACAAUCACCCGCUAUAUAAGCACGGGAAGAGAGGCCGUAAACAGUCUCCCGUUCAUAUUUUUACUAACCUGUCGCCAGGUUCAAUAGUUCUUCCUGCAGAAGAAGGAUACAGGUUUUGCCCUGUCUGUCAGCGAUACGUCAGUGCCGAGAACCAGCACUGUGACCUCUGCAAUUCCUGUACUUCAAAA